This is a messenger RNA of Anopheles maculipalpis, 3876 nucleotides long. RefSeq lists its product as uncharacterized. The transcript has 9 exons. Gene Ontology annotation, molecular function: iron ion binding; FAD binding; oxidoreductase activity. Bases 1 to 3876 code for a protein of 1291 amino acids. Lineage: Eukaryota; Metazoa; Arthropoda; Insecta; Diptera; Culicidae. The record is from RefSeq and is a predicted model, not a curated record.
AUGCUUUCAACGCUUGGUAGUUACAUUUGGGGCAGCACGGAACCUGACAGUCCUCUAACGGAAGUCACCUUUACAAUCAAUAGGAAACCAUACACUGUUGAUCCUCGUACAAUUCCGGUCGAUACUUCGCUGAACGCGUUUAUACGCAACCAUGCUCACCUGACCGGCACAAAGUUCAUGUGUCUGGAGGGUGGUUGUGGAGCUUGCAUCGUGAACGUAAACGGAGUCCAUCCGGUGACAAAGGAGAAGAAAUCAUGGGCUGUCAAUUCGUGUUUGUAUCCGGUCUAUGCGUGCCACGGACUGGAUGUAAAAACGGUAGAAGGUAUUGGCAACCGCAAGGAUGGUUACCAUCCAAUCCAGCAGCGGCUGGCCCAUCUGAAUGGCACCCAGUGUGGCUACUGCUCGCCCGGCAUGGUUAUGAACAUGUACAGCCUGAUGGAAGCGAACCGCGGUGCGAUCUCGAUGGAAGACGUCGAAAAUGCUUUCGGUGGAAAUAUAUGCCGUUGUACCGGGUACCGGCCGAUACUGGAUGCGUUCAAAUCGUUGACGGUCGAUGCAGAUGAGAAACUGCUCGAUGCCUGUCAGGAUAUUGAGGAUCUGACGAAGACCUGUCCGAAAACGGGAAGUCCUUGUGCUGGCAAAUGCCUUUCGGCGAAGGAUCGCGUCGAUCACAAGCGUCCGGUGAAGCUGGUGUUUGAAGACGACAAGGAGUGGCACCGUGUGACGCAGGUGAACGAUAUUUUUGCGAUUUUCGAACAGAUCGGUAGCAAACCCUAUAUGCUGGUUGCUGGCAAUACUGCUCAUGGAGUCUAUCGUCGAAGUCCAUCAUUGCAAGUGUUUAUCGACAUCAAUGCCGUUGAGGAACUGCACACGCAUUCGUCCGAUGGCAACGAGCUGGUAGUUGGUGCCAACGUUUCACUGACGGAGUUUAUGCAAAUCCUAGACGAAACCUCAAACAAGUCGCCCCACUUUUCACACUUCAAACAGUUGGAGAAACACAUCGAUCUGAUUGCAAACGUACCGGUACGCAGUGCCGGAACGAUCGCGGGCAAUUUGAACAUAAAAAAUCAACAUCAUGAGUUCCCAUCGGAUAUGUAUCUAAUAUUGGAAACAGCUGGAGCGAAGCUUACAGUUGUUGAAGCCGGAAGUAAAACAAGCCUCAUUACACCAGCAGAGUUUGUUCAGCUAGACAUGCAAAAGAAGGUGUUGAAAUCGAUCACACUUCCAGCGCUGGACUCAUCGCGGUAUCAGUUCCGAUCGUUCAAAGUGAUGCCACGAUCGCAAAAUGCGCACGCUUACGUUAAUGGUGCUUUCCUUACGAAGUUUGCCGAGGAUGGUGUGACGGUGGAAUCGGUCAAAAUUUGCUUUGGAGGAAUUAAUCCAGAUUUUACCCAUGCUACAGCGACGGAAACGUUUCUGGUAGGCAAAAAUUUGUUUGACGCUGAAACCGUUCAAGCUACGAUGAAUCAGCUGAGCAACGAGAUCCGCCCUGAUUGGGUACUACCGGACGCUUCCGCAGAGUAUCGCAAAAACCUUGCCAUGGCACUCUACUACAAGUAUCUGCUUAACAUAGCACCGGACGGUACUGUGCUGGUGAAACCAUCCUUCCGUUCCGGAGGUACCGUACUCGAGCGUCCAUUAUCAUCCGGCCAGCAAACGUUCGAUACCUACGAACGUAACUGGCCGCUUACGAAAAACAUCCCCAAGAUUGAGGCACUCGCUCAAACAUCAGGAGAAGCCAAAUUUACCAACGAUCUGCCUCCCUUGCCCGGGGAGCUGUAUGCGGCGUUCGUUAUUGCUACCAAGCCGCACACGCGUAUUGGCAAAAUAGAUGCUGCUGACGCGCUGAAAUACCCCGGCGUAGUAGCAUUCUACUCUGCGAAAGAUAUCCCCGGCACUAACAACUUCAUGCCCGCCAGUCUAGGCAAUCAGGAGGUGGAAGAAGUAUUCUGCAGUGGUGAGGUACUCUACCAUGGCCAACCGGUCGGUAUCAUCUUGGCGGAAACGUUCAACCAAGCCAAUCAUGCUGCGACCCUCGUCAACAUUCUCUACGAACGCCUCUCGCAGCAGCAACCCGUCUAUCCGACGUUGAAGUCUCUCAUUGACAAUCAAGCAAAGACUCGCAUCUUUGACGAACCGUCUACUACAACUCGCCGAGGAUCAAACUAUCGUGUAAAGGUAUCUGCUGCUCGUAAGGUAACGGGCCGGUUCGAAAUGGCUGGCCAGUAUCACUACACGAUGGAAACGCAAACUUGCGUCUGCGUACCAAUCGAGGACGGUAUGGAUGUGCACAGUUCGACCCAGUGGGUUGAUCUGUGUCAGGUGGCGAUCGCAUCGAUGCUGAAAGUCCCAGAAAAUAGCCUCAACUUCACUGUACGCCGGCUUGGCGGUGGUUAUGGAUCGAAGAUUUCACGCGCUGGUCAAGUUGCGUGUGCUUGUGCGUUGGCGGCACAUCUGCAGAACCGGCCGGUACGGUUUGUGCUAACGAUCGAAUCAAACAUGAGUUCAAUUGGCAAGCGCUACGGUUGCAUUUCCGACUACGAAGUGGAUGUGGAGAGCAAUGGCCGUAUUGUAAAGUUAACGAACAACUACAUGCAGGAUUAUGGCGCGUCUCUAAACGAAUCGGUUGGUGACGCUACGACGGAGUUCUUCAACAAUUGCUACGACACCAAGACGUGGAAAGUGGUUGGCAAGGCUGCUAAAACGGAUGCUCCGAGCAAUACCUGGUGCCGUGCACCUGGCACUACGGAAGGUAUUGCCAUGAUCGAGAAUAUUAUGGAACAUGUCGCUUGGGAGUUGGGUUUAGAUCCGCUAGAGCUGCGGCUGAUGAACAUGCCGGAAGGUAGCAAGAUGCGCGAACUUGUCCCUCAGUUCCGCAAGGACGUGGAGUACAACCAGCGCAAGACGGAAAUUGACCAGUUUAAUGUGGACAAUCGUUGGCGUAAGCGAGGUAUCGCCAUCUCGCUGAUGCGCUAUCCCCUUGGAUACUUUGGAGCGUUGCAUGCGUUGGUAGCAAUCCAUGCUGGUGAUGGUACGGUCUCGAUUACACACGGUGGCAUUGAAAUGGGUCAGGGCAUGAAUACGAAGGCGGCACAGGUGGCUGCGUACGUGCUCGGAUUGCCGCUGGAGAAGAUUAGCAUCAAACCAACGACCAGUUUGACAUCGCCUAAUGCCAUCGUCACUGGAGGUAGCAUGACUAGCGAGGCUGUGUGCUAUGCCGUCAAGAAAGCGUGUGAGAUUCUCCUGGAACGCAUUAAACCCGUGCGCGAUGCACACAAGGACGCUCCAUGGGAAACCAUCACACAGCUCUGCUACGCAGGAAAUGUUGAUCUUUGCGCCACAUACCAGUACCGUGCAACGGAACUGAAACCAUACAUCAUCUGGGGAUUGAGCUGUGCCGAGGUGGAAGUGGACAUAUUGACUGGCAAUGUUCAGUUGCGUCGCGUUGACAUCUUGGAAGACACCGGUGAAAGUCUUAGCCCAGGCAUUGAUGUGGGCCAAAUCGAGGGUGCGUUCGUAAUGGGUGUCGGCUAUUGGUUAACGGAGGCACUGGUAUACAAUGCCGAGGAUGGUGCACUGCUAACCAACCGUACUUGGACGUACAAACCGCCGGGUGCGAAGGACAUUCCGGUAGAUUUCCGUGUGCGUUUUCUGCAGAAGAGUUCCAAUCCGGCUGGUGUGCUUCGUUCAAAAGCAACUGGAGAACCGGCCUUAAAUAUGUCCAUCGUGGUGCUAUUCGCCUUACGCAACGCGCUCCGUUCAGCACGGAAGGAUGCUGGGCUGGCAGAUGAUUGGAUACCGAUGGGUACGGCUUCCACACCGGAUCAGGUUCAUCUGCUGGCUGGAAAUUCGAUCGAACAGUACAAACUGAAUUGA